AUGGCCCCUAUCGUUGUCUUCAUCACCGGUGCCAACCGUGGCUUGGGCCAAGGGCUGGUCAAGGGUUUCAUCGCUAAACCGGACCAUAUUGUUAUAGCUGCCGUCCGUGACUCAGCGCACUCGACCGCUCAGGCACUCGCCGAGCUACCCGCAGGCGAGCGCAGCCGUAUUAUAGUAGUAAAGUACGAGGCGAGCAUUGAGCAGUCGGCCUUUGAUGCAGUCAAAGAAGCCAACGACCAGGGCAUCAGCCAUCUUGACAUUGUCGUCGCUAAUGCAGGCAUUGCCAAAUUAUAUCCACUUGUGAAGGACGUCAAGCGGGCCGAUAUAGUCGAGCAUAUUGACGUCAACGUGUUAAGUGCCGUGUCUUUGUACCAAGCAACACGCGAUCUGCUGCAGAAGUCGACCGGAAAGCCCAUCUAUGCCAUUAUGGGAUCCGGGGCUGGUGGUCUCGCACGUCAACCUCCAGUCCCCAGUGCGGCAUAUGGCGCAUCGAAGUCGAUUGUCAACUGGUACGGUGUCCGGAUUAACGCCGAGGAUGAGUGGCUCAAUGCGUUUGUCUUGGAUCCCGGCUGGGUGCAGACCGAUAUGGGCAAUGCUGCUGCGCAACUUUGGGGCAUGAAGGAGGCGCCGGAUACCUAUGAGAAGUCCAUUACCGGCAUGGUUGAGGUUUUGAGUACGGGCACCAAGGAUCAGUAUGGCGGCAAGUUAGUGCGGUACUCGGGUGAGGUUCUAGAAUGGUGA
This is a messenger RNA of Penicillium crustosum, 741 nucleotides long. Its product is annotated as Short-chain dehydrogenase/reductase SDR. Bases 1 to 741 code for a protein of 246 amino acids. Gene Ontology annotation, molecular function: oxidoreductase activity, acting on the CH-OH group of donors, NAD or NADP as acceptor. Lineage: Eukaryota; Fungi; Ascomycota; Eurotiomycetes; Eurotiales; Aspergillaceae. The record is from RefSeq and is a predicted model, not a curated record. The transcript has 3 exons.